CUCUGAUGGACUGAAGAGUCCACACUGCACACUGGAAAUGCUCAGGUUGAGUGGCUGUAACCUGUCAGAGAGAAGCUGUGAAGCUCUGUCCUCAGUUCUCAGCUCCCAGUCCUCUAGUCUGAGAGAGUUGGACCUGAGUAAUAACAACCUGCUGGAUUCAGGAGGGAAGCUGAUCUGUGUUGGACUGAGGAGUCCACACUGCACACUGGAGACUCUCAGUAUGUCAGGCUGUCUGAUCACAGAGGAAGGCUGUUCUUCUCUGGUCUCAGCUCUGAGCUCCAACCCCUCCCAUCUGAGAGAGCUGGACCUGAGCUACAAUAAUCCAGGAGACUCAGGAGUGAAGCUACUGUCAGAGGGACUGAAGGAUCCUCUCUGGAGACUGGACACUCUCAGGUACAAACACUGAUGAACAAAAAGGAGAUACUUGUGUAGGAAGUUUUAAAGGAGAACAUCUCUAAAAGAACUAACAUGAUAACUCCCUUUUGUUAAUAAUUGAUGUAAUUUGGACACAUCUCUGUAUGUUAAAGGCACUGUCCUUUGUUUUAAGAAACAUCCUGUUUUUCCCUCUUUCCCGGGGUCAAGUCAGGUUCAACUCGACAGAGUUCUCUACGCUGUGAGAAGAGUGUGUGGAUGAAGCAUUAAUCUACUCUUUCAGCAGACUAGUUAGCUAGAGGUUUACAAUGUCAGCUGCCGGUGCUGCAUGGCUCAUGUGAUCGAUCAGAGACAUACACUGACGUCUGGACCAAUUAUUGUACAAAGUUCCUCUUGUGCUCGGAGAGUACCAACUUUAAGUUCAAAUUUUAUAGCUAUUACUGCUUGCUUUAGUUGUUAAAGAUUAGAGCAGUGUCAGUGGCUGCUGCAUCUUUGUGUGUUUAUGGUGACGUGUGUGUUAAGCCCCCGCUGCUUGGCUGGUAUUUGUGGGGAGGCCUGUUGAUCACUGAUUGUGUAAUUUGUGUUUUUGAUUGCUUUGUGGUCACCGUAUGAGUAAAUAUGACCGGUUGUUGUGGGUUUGUUUUGGUUUCUUUGGUAAUUCAAUUUAUUUUGACUACAUGUGAUGCAGCAUCCUGUCAUACUGUGUGAAAGUGAUGCUUCAGUCAGCGUGUGUUCAUGUCUCUGCAGUAGUGUAUUAGGUGUCUCUAGGUGUUAAAUCAUGGUUUUCCACACGGUAAUGUUCUAGUGGCAUGGUGAGGUUAUUCAAAGGUGAUUUAAUUGCUGUAGGAUAGUACUUGUCAAGUUAUGUAUGAUUCACACUUCAGCUCUUUGCCCCUAACUUGAAAAAAAGGCCACUUCAAGGACUGAAGGACAACUCAGAUUUCUUCUGACUUCUUUCAUUUAAUUCCAGUUUAUUUUGUUUUAGAUGGAUUUUAAUUUGUAGGUACAAUCAGCAGAGGAGUCAUUAAUAGAAUUAGAAGAUUGUAGUAGCAGUAGUAGUAGAAGAUUGUAGUUAGUUAGUAGUAGUAGUAGUAGU
Messenger RNA from Perca fluviatilis (European perch), 1468 nucleotides. Its product is annotated as ribonuclease inhibitor-like. Gene Ontology annotation, molecular function: protein binding. The transcript has 3 exons. The record is from RefSeq and is a predicted model, not a curated record. The coding region runs from base 38 to 406 and encodes 122 amino acids. NCBI's taxonomy places the organism in Eukaryota, Metazoa, Chordata, Actinopteri, Perciformes, Percidae.